Messenger RNA from Dermatophagoides pteronyssinus (European house dust mite), 5392 nucleotides. Its product is annotated as homeobox protein cut-like. Gene Ontology annotation, biological process: regulation of transcription by RNA polymerase II. Gene Ontology annotation, cellular component: nucleus. Lineage: Eukaryota; Metazoa; Arthropoda; Arachnida; Sarcoptiformes; Pyroglyphidae. The record is from RefSeq and is a predicted model, not a curated record. Gene Ontology annotation, molecular function: RNA polymerase II transcription regulatory region sequence-specific DNA binding; DNA-binding transcription factor activity, RNA polymerase II-specific.
UUUUCAUAAUGAUUCUCGAUUCAUACAACAACAAUAAUCAUAAUAAUAAGAAUUCAACAAUUAAAACAAAAUUAUUAUCAACAACAACAACAACAAUUGAUGCUACCACCACUGUUGAUUCUACAAAUUUACGCAAUCAUCGAUUAGUGAAAAAAGAUUUGAAAAAUUUAAUUAAUACAAAUAAAUUUCAAUCAUUAUCAUCAAAUAUUUUCAAUUCGAAAUUGAUUACGACAAAUAAUAAAUCAAUUAUUAACGAAGACGACGUUGACGUUGAUGAAAAUAUGAUGGAUAAAACAACAACAUCAUCAUCAUCAUCAUCUUCAGCUACAUCGUCCGAUGGUGAAGAAAUGGUAUCCGGAGAUAAUACGGUUUCAAACACGUUAAAGAAUUCACCAGAUUCUCAUGAUGUGCAAACACCACCAACACCGCAACAACAAUCACAACAACAACAACAACAAAAACAAACAAAACCACCAAUAGAAUCGGGCAAAAUGUCCAGUGAUCAUCAUCAAAAUAAUCAUCAUCAUCAUCAUAAAAAUGAUUCAAAUUUAGCUGAUCUAAUCAAACGAUUAAAAUGUCAAAUAACGCAGCUACAGGAUCUGGUAACACAGAAAGAUAAAAAAAUAAUUGAUCUCAAUGAAAAACUUGAUCAACAAAGUGAUUAUGAUGAUAUAAAACGUGAAUUAUCAAUGGUUCGUAAUGAACUAAGUCAUUUUGGACCAAUGGUUACAUUGGAUCCAAUCACCUCAAUUACGACUGCUGAUGAUGACGAUGAUGAUAUUGAUAAUAAUGAUAAUCAGAAUGAUAUCGAUGAUAAUGAUAGACCAUUAUCACCAACCACAAUUAUCACGACAGAUUCAGAUAUAAAAAAUCUGAAUAAUUCAAAUAACAAUCAUAAUCAACGAAAUUCUCAUCAUCAACAUCAUCAUCAUCAUAAUCAACAUCAAACAUCUCCUCCAACAACCACAUCAUCAAUGUUUAAUCCAUUUAAUUUUCCACCAUUACAAAGUCUUGGUAAUGUUGAAUCAUUUGGUUCAUUAUUAGGUGAAGAGAUUGCCAAUUCAUAUGCAAAAGUAAUGGCAGCCGCUGCUAUUGCAUCAUCAAAUUCUUCAUCAAGCAAUAAUAAUCAUCAUAGUAAUAAUAAUAAUAACAAUAAAACGAAUCAUUCAUCAUCAAGUCAUUGUAGCAAUCAUUCUAAUAAUAAUAAUAAUAAUAAUAAUAAUAAUGGCAAUAAUAAUAAUAACCCUGUUGAUUCACCAUCACAAUUAUUAAAUGGUGAUAUUGGAAGUAGUGGUGGUGGUGGUAACGAAACAUUAGAAUUGGAUAAAUCAAAUGUCGAAAGUGCAUCAACAACACCGACAGCUAGUGCAAUGAUAUGUUCAAUGGAUGGGGCCGAACCAUUGACACAUAGCCCAUUAGGAGCGACUACCGUAACCGAAUUGGGCCUUAUACCAAAUAAUUAUUCACAUAAUAUAUUCUAUGAUAAAUUACAACAUCAAUUACGAUGUAAUGUAGAAAAAUAUAUGAAUGAAACAUUGAAUACGUUGCAAAUAUCUCGUUAUGUACGAGAAUUAUUAUCCGUACAUAAUAUUGGACAACGAUUAUUUGCCAAAUAUGUUCUUGGCCUUUCACAAGGUACCGUUAGUGAACUUUUAUCCAAACCAAAACCAUGGGAUAAAUUAACAGAAAAAGGACGUGAUUCAUAUCGAAAAAUGCAUGCAUGGUCAACUGAUGAUCGUUGUAUUAAUCUGCUCAAAAUGAUGGUACCACGUAAAGAAUAUGGUUCUUAUCUAGGAAAAGAUUCGAAUAGCUAUAAUAAACAGGACGAAACAAGUGGCGCUGAAGAACGUAUUGCACAGAUUCUUAGCGAAGCUCAACGAUCAAUGAAAGGCGUAACACCAUUAAAUCGUCAGGAACUUUUAGCGCAAUCAUUCAUCAAUGGCGAUAGUAUUGCUGCAUCGAUGGCCGCAACAGCUAAAUCUAUGGCCGAUCUAAAAGAUCUAAAAAAUACGGUCAAUGAUACUAUUAGCGAUAAUGGUAGUGAUCGUGAUGAGAAUAAAUCAGAAACGCAAUCGCUUUGUGAUCGUAAAUCACCAUCAUCAUUAAUGAAUCCAACAGCAAUGGCAACAAUAAGCAAUUUUUAUAAAAAUAUCAAUGAUCCUAUUCUCAAUGAGCGUUCAAUCAAUAAUCAUACCCCGGUUCGACAUACACCAUCAAAAUUAAUCGAUAAUACGGAAGAAGCGUCUGAAUUGAUACGUCUGUACCAAGCUAUGAUUGGACAACAAAUCGAAGAAGGAUUACGUAAUCCACAAAAUUAUGACGAUAUUCGUAAUGUGAUUGCAUUACAUCAGGAACUAUCACGGCUCAACCCAUUCAUUGUUCAACAAUCAAAUCCAGAAAUGAUUGCACGUCUUUUCUCGUCUGGUAUAUUAAACGGAGCAAAUUAUCUGAAUGGUCUUCCAUUAGCACUGGAUCCGACAUUACAAUCAAGUGGCAAUCAGUUUUCCGACAAUCCAAUUCGUAAAUUAUCACCAAUCGAUUCACCACAACAGCAACGUGAAUCUAGUGCCCAUCAGGAAUCACCACGCAUCAAAAUCGACAAUCUUUUGGGUCAAAUGAAAACAGAUUCUGCAUCACCAUCACAUAAUGGCAAUAGUUCAUCAACUGGCCAUCCUUGUCCGCUCAAUUCAGCAUCAACAAAUGCUGUUUUCAACAAUGCAAAUGAUUCGCCAGACGAUUUGGCUGCAUCUCCAUUGCAACGGAUUCAAUCAAUAACAAAUUCAUUACUCUCCCAAUCAUCAUUACCAUCAUUGCCCAGUCAACCUCCACGGCCAGCCAAAGCCGUAUUACCACCGAUAACUCAACAACAAUUUGAUCAAUAUAAUAAUCUCAACACGGAAGAUAUUGUUAAACGUGUCAAAGAACAAUUGAGCCAAUAUUCAAUUAGCCAACGAUUAUUUGGUGAAAGUGUUUUAGGUCUUUCACAAGGUUCAGUGUCGGAUUUACUAGCUCGACCGAAACCAUGGCAUAUGUUGACACAAAAAGGACGGGAACCAUUUAUACGAAUGAAAAUGUUCUUGGAAGAUGAUAAUGCCAUACAUAAAUUGGUGGCUAGCCAAUAUAAAAUUGCUCCAGAAAAACUCAUGAGAACUGGCAAUUUUGUUAGUGGACCGGGAAUUCCACCUACCGCAAUACCGGGUAUGAAUCAAACUGCAGUCAUUGCGCCACCCACACCACAAUUACCUGAUUCACCACAAUCAUUGCCGCAAUUGAAUGUUUUGCCAACAUCAACUGUUUCGACAACUAAAAAUUCAUCGAAUUCAAUCAAAGGUUCAAAUGCUCCAGAUUUACCUAUAAAAUAUGAACAAUCAUUGAGUCCAAGCAGUGUAGAUAAUAGCAUACGAUCAAAUACAUCAAGUCCGGAUCUUGCUUCAUCCAUUACGACUGUUCCAUCACCAACACCAGUUACAUCAUCACCAUCGUUAUCAAUGCGAUCUCGAUUAUCUGCAGCCUAUAACAUGAGCAAUAAUCUGUUAAGACCUGUAAUGAAUCAACCACCGAAUAAUUAUAUGCAGCCAUCAGUCUAUGAAUUAGCAGCAUUAACAUCUGAUUUAGAUACACAAAACAUUACAACACGAAUCAAGGAAACUUUAAUGGCUCAUAACAUCGGGCAAAAGAUUUUUGGUGAAGUCGUUCUUGGAUUAUCACAAGGUUCAGUCAGUGAAUUAUUGUCCAAACCGAAACCAUGGCAUAUGUUAAGCAUCAAAGGUCGUGAACCAUUCAUUCGAAUGCAAUUAUGGCUGAAUGAUACGAAUAAUAUUGAUAAAUUACAAACGUUAAAAAAUGAACGACGAGAAGCGAAUAAAAGACGCCGUACUCACCUGGAUGAAAGCCUUCCGAAUUUUAAACCAUUCGACAAUCAAUUAUUAAAUCAAUUUCCCAAUUUUGGUCAGCUUAAUUCUUUGAGUAAAAAUAUGAUGGCUUCGCCUGGUGCUACCGGCACAGGAUUCGGUCUUUCUCCGUUGACCACUGGACAACCAGUUGUGAAAAAAGCUCGAAUUCUAUUCACUGAAGAGCAAAAAGAAGCACUUCGUGUAGCCUUUUCGAUGGAUCCAUAUCCCAGUUCAGCGACUGCAGAAUUUCUUGCCAAAGAAUUGAAUUUAUCUAUUCGUACAAUAACCAAUUGGUUUCAUAAUCAUCGUAUGCGGCUAAAACAGAUAAAUAGUUCGGCCAGCAGUAGUAACGAUCAAGAUUCAAGUAAUCCAGCUACAGCGGCCGGUUAUAAUAUUGGUCGUGAUAACGUACUUUUCGAUCAAAAUAAAUUUCGUCAGUUAUUAUCGCAUAGGUUGUCCGAUAUAAAACAACGUUCAAACAAUCUUAGUAACAAUAGCAAUCAUGGUAACAAUAUAAACGAUAAUUCCAAUCAAUUUGGUUCUUCUGCCAUAUUCCCUUCAUCGCAGAAUUCACCACCAUCAAAUCAUCGAAUGAAAUAUUCACCAUCAAUGUUUCAGACACAGUCAAUCUAUUCGAAUAAUACGAACAGUUGUUCAUCGCCUGGAUCAAGUUCAUCGUUCCAUGAAGAAGAAGAUCUUGGAACAUUAGAUCUAAGUAUGUCUAGUCAUCACGGUCAUGUUAAUCCGAAUCAAUUUCGUUCUCAUCAAUCACCAGAUAAAUUAGAUAGUACUGGUCGCAGUUCGAUGCAUGAUGAUUCAGAUGAUGGUUGUCGUGAUACAGGAGAUGAUGAUGAUAACGAUGAUGUCCCAUUGGCCGGCAAUACCGAUGCAAUUUCUACCGCAAACAAUCAACAACAAUCGAAACAACAACGAUCAACAUCCAAACAUCAUCAUCGUUCAGGUAGUAGUAGACGAAAACCACAGAAUGUAAUGAGUUCAAGUUCACGACGAAAAGCGGCACAGCCACAACAAUGGGUCGCACCGGUAAAUCCAUCCACAUUGAUUGCCGAUGAUGAUUAUAUUGAUGAUGAAUUUGUCGAUGAUGAUGAUUUUACAACCGGUGACAAGCAACUUUCAUCAAACAAUAAUAAUAAUAAUCAAGAUCUUAAUAAUGGUGCUACUUAUGACAAUCAAGAUGAUGAUGAUGGUUAUAUGGUCGAUAAACCAAAUGAUGAUCAACAAAUCGAUGAUGAUGAUGAUGAUGAAGAUCUACAAAAAACUGAUAACGAAGAAUAUGAAGACGACGAAGAUGACGAUAGCCCAAGUUUUAAAAAACAUAAAUCUUCCCAUUCAUCUAAUCAAUUAUCAUCACAAUCAUCAUCAACGGCCAUAUCAAAAUCAAAUAUUAUACAACAAGAAUGUGUUCAGUAAUCUAUCAUCAUCAUCCAUCAUUAUCAUCAUAAUAAUAAAAUUUGUAUCGAUAUCGAUUUCACAAACCU